Molecule: messenger RNA, 1140 nt
Organism: Ficedula albicollis (Collared flycatcher)
Lineage: Eukaryota; Metazoa; Chordata; Aves; Passeriformes; Muscicapidae
Gene: SAT1
Product: spermidine/spermine N1-acetyltransferase 1
Exons: 5
Coding region: 200-799 (199 amino acids)
Cellular component (GO): cytosol
Molecular function (GO): N-acetyltransferase activity
Source: RefSeq, a predicted model, not a curated record
UUUGCACUCUCCGAGCCGGGGAAGCAGCGGGAGCGAGCCGAGACCGCCAGCCGCCGAACGCCGCCGGGACAUGCUCGCAGCCUGACUGACCGCAGGUGGCCGCCGCGCCCGGGACACGAAUGAAGAAGCAGCUUCUCCUCCUGUUCACACACCGGGGACUCGUCAGCCGAGGGGGCCGCAGGGGGAAGCGUCGCCGAAAAUGGCCUCGUUCAGCAUCCGCGCCGCGCGUCCCGAGGACUGUCCCGACCUGCUGCGACUGAUCAAGGAACUGGCGAAGUACGAGGACAUGGAGGACCAAGUGGUGCUAACUGAGAAAGGUACGGAGCCUGCAAGAGCUCACCCGGUUGGCGGCCGAGUGACAGCGCCUGUAGCUCAGGUGCGUGUGUAUUCUGCUUUUCUAGAGCUGCUUGAGGACGGUUUUGGCGAGCACCCUUUCUACCACUGUCUGGUCGCAGAAGUGCCGAAAGAUCAGUGGUCGUCUAAAGAAAUGUGCGUUGUGGGCUUUGCCAUGUAUUACUUCACUUACGAUCCAUGGAUUGGAAAACUGCUGUACCUUGAAGAUUUUUAUGUGAUGGCUGAGUACAGAGGACUUGGUAUUGGGUCAGAAAUUCUGAAGAACUUGAGUCAGGUGGCUGUGAAGUGCCGCUGCAGCAGCAUGCACUUCCUGGUCGCGGAGUGGAACGAACCCUCCAUCAGGUUCUACAAGAGAAGGGGCGCCUCAGAUCUGUCCACUGAGGAGGGCUGGAGGCUCUUCAAGAUUGACAAAGAGUAUCUCUUGAAGAUGGCAGCAGAAGAGUGAGAGAUUAUUCCAGCAAAUAAAUUCUUCCUGCAAAUAUAUGUGCUCUCUGAAUAAACUCCUUCUUGCUUCUAUGUAUGUACAGUUUGUAGUGGAAUAAAGUAGUGUGGAUGCUAAUAAUGGCAGUGCAGGUGUGGUCAUAGAGUAAUGGUACUGUGAUCUGGAGCUGAGGCAUCUGUGAAGUUCAGUAUGUGCUUGUGUGCAUCCUUUACCAGUGUGGGCUUGUAAUCCUUGUAUAUGGAAACUUCAUUCUUGUAAGUGUCAUUCAAAUGUGUACAAUGUACACACUGGUAGGGUUUGUUUUAAUUAUUGCCUUUUAUAAAAAUAAAAUAGUUUUCACUUCA